Aedes albopictus (Asian tiger mosquito) is the source of this 1382-nucleotide messenger RNA. RefSeq names its product protein tilB (gene tilB). Gene Ontology annotation, biological process: outer dynein arm assembly. The record is from RefSeq and is a predicted model, not a curated record. NCBI's taxonomy places the organism in Eukaryota, Metazoa, Arthropoda, Insecta, Diptera, Culicidae. The transcript is spliced from 4 exons. The coding region runs from base 180 to 1382 and encodes 400 amino acids. Gene Ontology annotation, cellular component: cytoplasm. Gene Ontology annotation, molecular function: protein binding.
UAUUGAAUUUGGAGCAAAAACAAUUCAUGAAUCACAUUUGCGCAUGACCAUUUUCAAAAAUCGCUCCACGUUUUUCUCCGUGUUGUUUCCCGCUUCAUGUCGCACGUGAGCUGCAGCGCUCUUAGCAACCGUAGUUGUUUGUUUAAAAUGUUACAUCGAUCGUUUCACACGUUUUCAUAAUGGUUCGAAUCACCGAGCAGCUAAUACGGAAGCGUUCCGAGCAUAAUGAGCUCAUCAUCAGCACCUUGGAGGAGCUGUCGCUGCACCAGGAAGACAUCGAACAAAUCGAACACAUCGGCAACUGGUGCCGGGACCUGAAAAUCCUGCUUUUGCAGUCGAAUCUCAUUUCCAAAAUCGAAAACCUUCAAAAACUGAAAAAGCUUCAAUAUCUAAACUUGGCCCUGAACAACAUCGAACGGGUGGAAAACCUGGAACGACUAGAAUCGUUGAACAAACUGGAUUUGACGCUUAAUUUCAUUGGCGAAUUGACUUCCAUCGAGAGCUUACGGGACAAUUAUCACUUGAAGGAUUUGUAUUUGACGGGGAAUCCAUGCACUGACUAUCCGGGCUACAGAGAUUAUGUGAUGUGCGCUCUACCGCAGCUUGAGACUUUGGACGGGGUGGAAGUAACCCGCACGGAUCGUUUGAAAGCAAUGAAAGAUUUCAAAUUCAACCGAGAUCGUAUCAUACAGUUAGAGCUGGCCCAUCGGAUCGAACGAGAUGAGCAGAAAAUCCGAGUAGCCGAAUCACUUCGAGAGCAGGAAGAACGGGUCAAAGACUUAGAUGAAGAAGAGCAGUCCGCUCAGUUCUGGCAGCAGAAGAGUGAGCACUGUCCGGAAACCAGAAUACAGAUGGCCAAAUAUUCCUCGAAGGCACGAGAGAAGCAACCAACCUCAACUGAUUCGGAGACAGUGAAGAGGCGGAAACCGAUAUUGUUCGCUGAAUGCGGACGGCCCUACAGUUUGAACGAGCCAAAAAUAAAGUUCGACUUCGUUGACGAAGAUGACCGUUACGAGCUUAAUUUGCACGUUUACAAAUAUUUAGACACUUCAUACAUUGAAGUAGAUGCUCAACCAAAUUACAUCAGAGCAACAAUCAAAGGCCGCAUAUUUCAAUUGGCGCUAAAGGAUGAAAUCAAGACGGACACAUCGACCUGCAAGCGGUCCACUACGACGGGCCACAUGCUAAUAGUAAUGCCUAAACUGAAUCCACAUAACAUUGAUUUCAAUCUCGCUAGAAAAUCAGCUUGUUUGGAUAAACUAUCGAAUGCGCCAAAAGGAAAAUCACAGCACAAAUUGAAGGGAAUCGUGGAUUACAAAAACAUAGUAAAACACGGUAACAAUGCGGAAGUCGACGAAGACGAAAUACCGCCCUUAAUUUGA